AUGUCGACGUCUUCUACACUUUCCACCACCACAAGUAUGUCUGAUGUUGAAAUUGAACCUUCCCAAUGUUCAAGACGAAUUUUGUUAAUGGCAAUUGGGUCUAUGGGGGAUGUGCUUCCUUUUAUAAAUAUUGGAAUUGGUUUUCAACUUCGCGGCCAUACAGUGAUAGUUGCGGCCAAUUCCAGAUUUCGAAAUUUGAUAGAAUCCAAAGGAUUUGAGUUUAGGGAAAUAACGUGGGAUAUGCAGUAUGAAUGGGAGCAUACCGAAGAAGGAAAACGAAUGGUGAAAUAUUCAGCACAUUCAAUACUUGGAUCACCGUUCAUGUUUUCAUUUUUGAAGCAAGGAUUCCAAAAGACAUACAAGGAUUCCGAAGCCGUUCUCACGGGAGUUGACUUUGUACUACUUGGAACAGGGUCAAAUUAUAUGUAUCCAGAG
Molecule: messenger RNA, 435 nt
Organism: Acaulospora morrowiae
Lineage: Eukaryota; Fungi; Glomeromycota; Glomeromycetes; Diversisporales; Acaulosporaceae
Source: the annotation of a GenBank genome assembly